Molecule: messenger RNA, 2584 nt
Organism: Clupea harengus (Atlantic herring)
Lineage: Eukaryota; Metazoa; Chordata; Actinopteri; Clupeiformes; Clupeidae
Product: cytochrome P450 2J2-like
Biological process (GO): xenobiotic metabolic process
Cellular component (GO): intracellular membrane-bounded organelle; cytoplasm
Molecular function (GO): heme binding; oxidoreductase activity, acting on paired donors, with incorporation or reduction of molecular oxygen, reduced flavin or flavoprotein as one donor, and incorporation of one atom of oxygen; iron ion binding
Source: RefSeq, a predicted model, not a curated record
UAAACAGCCAAUCGAAGAUGGCAAUAUUUUGACUACCGACCUAACCUAACGCUUAGUUUAUUUACGCUAGCUUGCAACUAUUAACAUCUUAUUAGACACGAUGUAAAAGUUCGAUUACACGGUUAUUUGAGAGAGAGAGAGAGAAACCACAACAGUAAGUUGAUUUAAGACAACAAAAACGACAUACAUGUAGUAGGCUAACCUUUACAGUUUGGUCGGAAAGAAAACAAGAAUGACAUGUAGUAGGCUAACCUUUACAGUUUGGUCGGAAAGAAAACAAGAAUGACUAAGGCAGCCUAGCAGUGGUAAACCAACAUUCUGUCGUGGUCCAAAUGACCCGCAUGGACCAAAGACAUACUAUUGUCACCGUAUUACAAAUUGGGCUGCACGCCUUGAAUCUCAUUAGAUAGCGAGAGACAACCCUAUCACCAAGCCAUCAAUCUUUGCACCUAGCUCCUUUCCUCCGUUACCGAACUUUGCAGGCAACGCCGCUCUUCCGCAGGACGAUAACUCGGUCUGUCACUAACCUAGUCUCGAAAAUGCAUCUUAGUCUGCUGCUGGAAUCGCUCGACCUGAAGAGUCUAUUGCUUUUUCUUGUGAUAUUCCUUCUAAUUGCCGACUACCUGAAGAAUCGAAAACCCCCUAACUACCCCCCAGGGCCAUUGGCAUUACCCUUCGUGGGAAACAUCUUCAACAUCGAUUCCAAACAACCACAUAUUUACCUGACGAAGUUGGCUGAGGUUUAUGGCGACGUUUUUGCUUUGCGUCUGGGCCGAGACCAGCUUGUGUUCGCCACGGGCUAUAAGAUGGUGAAAGAGGCCCUUGUGGGUCAGGCAGAGAACUUUGUUGAUCGGCCCUUUAGUCCAAUGGGUGAAAGAAUGUACCCAGGAAAUGCGGGUCUGUUCUUAAGUAAUGGGCAGAGGUGGAAGACACAUCGCCGAUUCACUCUGACCACGCUCCGAAACUUCGGCUUGGGGAAGAAGACAAUGGAGAACGCCAUUUGUGAGGAAACCCGCUACCUUCAGGAGGAGCUGGAGGGGCAAAAAGGCGAUCCAUUUGAUCCAAGAGUUCUUCUCAACAAUGCCGUUUCCAAUAUCAUUUGUCAGAUGGUAUUCGGACGGCGGUAUGAUUAUACUGAUCAUACUUUCCAGAAGAUUCUUCAGUUGUUGAACGACUUAUUAUACGUAGAGGGAACAGUAUGGGCCCAGCUGUAUGAGGCCUUUCCUGCCAUAAUGAAGUGCCUGCCUGGGCGACACAAUGACAUUUUUGGCCACUUUGAACACAUCAGUGCUUUUAUAAGGGAAGAGGUGGAGAGACACAAGGACAGCUUUGACCCAAACAACCCCAGGGACUACAUUGAUGCCUACAUCACUGAGAUGAGAAGUGGUUCAUGUGUCCCCACUGAUGGCUUUGAUGAGACCAAUCUGGUUCUAAACUCACUGGACCUGUUUCUUGCCGGGACAGAAACAACCUCCACAACCCUGCUGUGGGCCAUGGUGUUCCUGAUCAAAUACCCAGAUGUACAGGAGAAGGUGCAAGCAGAAAUUGACAGUGUUAUUGGUCAGUCACACCAACCCAGCAUGGCUGACCGAGCCAACAUGCCCUACACUGAGGCUGUGGUCCACGAGAUCCAGAGGAUGGGGAACAUCGUCCCGCUGAACGCUCUACGAAUGGCUGAGAAGGACACAACACUAGGAGGAUACUUCAUACCCAAGGGGACAGCUCUGAUGACCAAUCUGACCUCAGUGCUGUAUGAUAAGUCUGAAUGGGAGACACCAGAUGAAUUCAACCCGGGUCACUUCCUGGACUCAGAGGGCAAGUUCAGGAGACGAGACGCCUUCAUGCCCUUCUCUGCAGGAAAGCGGGUGUGUCUGGGGGAACAGCUGGCUAGGAUGGAGCUCUUUUUGUUUUUCGUGAGCCUGUUUCAGAAAUUUAGGUUUUCCACGCAAGAUGGAGUCGAGUUAAGCCUGGAAGGAGAGGUGGGAGCCACACGCUGCCCUUACCCCUUCAAAAUCUUUGCACACACACGCUGACACACACACACACACACACACACACGCUGACACAGAAAUUACCUGUCCAGUACAUUUUGCUCAAAAACGUUCAUUUACAAAAUCUGUAACAGGAAAAUGGUUAAAAUAUGAUUGAUAGUAAUGUUAUGUGCUUAUAUUUUUAAUAACCUACACUGCUAUCGCUUAGAUGAACUGUCAAACUGAGUUUACUGAUAAUGUAUGCCACGGUAUGUAUUUGGUACUGCCAGUUAUCAGUAAGGAAAUCAUAGGCAAUCAAUUAUUUAACCAUCUAAUGCGUCUAGUUAUAUAACCAUAUCAUGCUUCUAGUUAUAUAACCAUAUAAUGUGUCUAGUUAUUUAACCAUAUAAUCUGAGAAAGGGUGGUGUGUAGGGUAGAGGUUGAAUUCUUGCCUUGGAAUUGUCUUUAUUAAGCAUUUCAAAAGCUUUUUUUGCCCCUAUGUUCAUUUCAAGUUCAAGUUUCAUGUUUGUGAGGUGUACAAGGAGUAGAAACAGAGAAAGGACAUUUUGUACACAUGGUUAGAAAAAUAAAUGACGUAAAAAGGGAAAUACAAA